This is a messenger RNA of Xyrichtys novacula (pearly razorfish), 26333 nucleotides long. The record is from the annotation of a GenBank genome assembly. Lineage: Eukaryota; Metazoa; Chordata; Actinopteri; Labriformes; Labridae.
CUGAACUGAACUGAAAUCUGCUGCUGAAUUUGUUUAUGGGGUAGAUUUUACAUCAAACAUAGUAUUUAUGAUCAUUUGUAUUUGUUUAUCUAAUUAUUUUCCAACUGUGAAGGCUUAAACUGCUUUAAUUUCUCGGUUAACAUAGCUGCUAUUCAUAUGUCCGAUACAACUGCUCUUGGUUUUAAGUUACUGGAAGUUUUGGGGGGGAGAUUUAGUGUCAUGCCUCUCUAAUCUUUCUCGUCUUCCAGCUGCUUGGCAGCUCUUUAAAUAUUGACACCGGUGUCCGCCUCCAGCAGCAGUAGCAGCAGUAGUCCACAGGCCGGGCCGUGCUACCGUGGGGUAUCCAGCCUCUAGUUACACCGGCCGGCUGCAGCUUCUCUGCUGUCCUGCAGGGGGCGGUGCAGCGGGGCUACUGUCCAUGGUGCUGGAGAUCCGGCUGGCUCUGUCCGGGGUGCUGAACAGACUCCGGGGGUGCUGGGCUCACUCUGAGGCUUCUGUCGGACCCGUUCAGUCCACUCCUGCCCGGUUCCGGUCGUGUAUUUCGGGGUUGUGGUCGCUCCAGGGGGUUAAAGUGAAUAUUCCAGCCCCGGAGAUGUCGGAGCGGAGGGGGAGGGGAGGGCAGUAGACUGAGCGGAAGGUAAGGCUUUAUGUCUCCGUGACAAAGAGCGUGAAGCUCACUUAUUUGUUGGUAUUUUCUGAAGUCUAUGAGAGCUUAACAGUGGUUUUGUCUCAACGCUGGGGGGACGGGAUGGAUCGGUAUGUGGGUUGUUGUUCUUUGGAUGUCAGCGGGAUAUCUGUCGGGUUUUUUUUUUCUUCCGCUGAAAAUAAUUCUGCUCGGUGUGAAUGAGCGUACAGUCAGUUUUUAAACCGAUUAUUAUUGAUAGUAGUUGUUCCCGGCGGCUACAAUGGCGUCUAAGUGUUUUUCCAGUCUAUUUCUGACUCUUAAUGUCAGUGUUUAACGCCGCUGGCCUUUGUAUGUUUGUUUUUUUGUCACUGUGCCAGUUUUGGAGAGGAGAAAGGCCUCGUCCUGGCAGCAGCCCGGCCUACAUCUCUACUCUCACCGACACAAACCUUUUGACGCUUUGAAAAUGAUACUCCUAUUUUGCUUUGGCUUUAUCCCGUUAAAUGUUUCCGCUAUGAAAAGUUUCAAACAUUUAAACUUAUUUAAGGUCCUUCCUUUCAGGAGUAAAGUCACUCUAAGCCGGUUGUGUUUGGUAAAUGUGUCAAAGAUCUCCAAACUGUCAUGAGCACCGCUGCCUGCUGUCAAACUGUCACGUACACAUACCUCUGUAUGCGCUCCAGUACAGAGGAAUCUACCCAUAUAAACACUCUUAUAUCUCUCAUUUAUAAGUUUAUUUCACUGAAUUUAAACAAUUAGUCUAUAAUUUAAACAUACUGUGUAUAUUUUUGAACGAUUUGAAAAUAGUAAAAAGUUCAUUUAGCUACCAUAAGUUAAGGUGUCUUAUGCUAUGGUGUAUGACAAUAAAACAUGAUGGUAAGGUUGUGGUAGUACGAUCCGAUUAUGAUAGGAUAGGACUAAAUAAAACAAAUUACAUAAAUAUGUUAAAGAAAUUAUGAUUCAUUAUGGAGAGUAGUUACAUACAAUUCAACGCAAUGCCACGAAAUACAUUAAGAUAGGACACGAUAUAAUGACAAAUUAAACAUUUUUAUGUGAUAGGAGACACAACAUUUUGAGGUUAUACUACGAUAUGAUAUUCUGGAGUAACAAUACGAUUAACUGCGCACUAACAAAAGUACGAUAUGACGAUAUGCUAUGACAAGUUAGGUUACAAUACGCUAUGCUAAACUUCACUGUGUUUCAAAUCAAUACACUAAGUUAGGAUGUGAUACCUAAUGUUACAUUACGAUAUGAUAUUCUAGAGUAACAAUAUCAUAAACUGCGCACAAACAAAAUUACGAUAUGACGUAGGAUAGGCUACGCUAUGACAAGCUAGGUUACAAUACGCUAUGCUAAACUUCACUAUGCUUCAAAUCAACACUCUGAGUUAUCAUGUGAUACUUAAUGUAACACUACAUUUUGCUAUGAUAAUCCGUUCUAGAAUACCUUAUGUUAUAACUUGCCACCCUAUAAUAUGCUAUGCUACAAUAGCCUAUGCUAGGAAAUACUAUGCUAAAACAAGCUUUGCUUCUAUACUGUACUGAACAUAACGUAUCCUACUUAUUUACUACGAUAUUAUAAAUACAGCACAAUAGUAUCAGGUUGUGUGUUGAUGUAAAGUACUGUCAAUAGCGAACGAUAUGACGCAAUACAACACACAGAAUGUGUUAGGAUGAACACAAUACCAUGCAUUAUUAAAAGUAAGUUAUGAUACAAUAUGAUAUAUGACAUGAUACCCCCAAACUAUGUUGAGUUUUCUUACACUUAAGAGCUGUGCACAUUUUGCUUAAAACAUAUUAUUGAAAACCACAAACAACAUAUUAUGCAUUACUUAUAUUGCACAUUUUCCACAUUAAACACACCAUCCAGACAUAUGGGGUCCAAUGUGCUCUACAGUACAAUAACAACGAGAUAUUCAGAAAUCUUGAAAUUAAAUUUAAAAGGUAAAAGCAGGACAACAGAAACAUUUGUUCUUCUGUUUUUGAGUGUAAGCUUUGGUUCAAAAAUAAAGGAGGGAAGUGAUAGAACAUUAAGUUCGGUGCAGUUAAGUCAAGUAGAAGUAAGUUAAAGUUUGAAACUUUGAGAAGUAAAGUAUACUAAAAUCAAGUUGAAUAACGUAAAAUCAAAUGAAGUGAUUAAAUGAAGGAAAAGUAAAGUCCCUUCAAGAAAAGGAAAAAGUGUUAAGUUAAAGAAUGCAUAUUUCUAUCAACUUACUGCUAUAUUAAAUGCAUUAUAGAAUGUACCAUAUAUAUAUAUACAGUAUAUAUGUGUAUAAAUAUAUAUAUAUACUGACAAAACUCCUUUUAAUGUUGAAGUUUUUUUUUUUUUAAGUCAUCUUCCAGAAGGGCAAAGGUACACAGUGUAACUGCUAGAUUUUCUAAUCUUCUGACAGAAGUAAACUUAAUGUAUCACAUUUUGGGGACAGAAAUCACAAAACUCUUUGAGGACUGGUGAAUACUGAAGCCUUACUUUUGACCCUGGCUGUUUUGUUUUCAGAAACUUAAGUGGUGUUUUUGUCUUAUCUUAGCCAGAAAAUGAGUUCAAAGGUCAAACACUGAGACAACGGAGGACCAGGGGAGAGUCAACCAACAAGAGAAAGGACGAGCCUCAGCAUCAAAGUAUCUAUCUAUCUAUCUAUCUAUCUAUCUAUCUAUCUAUCUAUCUAUCCAUCCAUCCAUCCAUCCAUCCAUCUAUCCAUCCAUCCAUCCAUCGUACUGAUUUUACUUCUGUUCCUCAGAUGAGCCAAGAAACAACAGAGACACGAACAAGGACCCGCUCUAAAGCCAUCCGAGGUCAGUACACACGCACGCACACACACACACACACACACACACACACACACACACACACACACACACACACACACACACACACACACACACACAGAACGCGAUGUCAAAUGACGCUGAUGUGACCUUUCCUGUUGUAUAUUUAUGGAAUACACUUGGGGGCAACAAUGAGCUGUUUGCCUCACGUGAUCCUCAAAUACAGACACUAUAACACUCAGGCAUCAAAACACAAGGUGCCAAAAAACACCAGGCUUGAUUGGGUUUAACUAUUCAAAUUUCUCACUUUCAUAUGUCAAACUUAAGUUGCUGUUAAUUAAAAUGUUGCCACAGGGUUCAUUUGUCCUCAACAGUGGUAGAUUUUUGAAGCACGAUUUUCAUCCUGUAAUUAAAGCAGCAUUUUCAAGCUCAGGAAUUCAAGCCCAGUUGCAAACAUUUGUGAAUCUGCAUUCACUUUUUAUAACUGGGUAUAAAAAGGGUAGUCAAGAGAGGCUCUGUCUCUCAGAAGGGUAGAUGGGAAGAGGUUAACCACUUUAUUAGAGAGUGCAUGAACAAAUGGCAUUAACAGCGUAAAACUGCAAAGAAUGAGUGGAUUUCAUCAUUAAAAGAUUCAGAGAAUCUGGACCCCAGGUGUCUCUGCACUAACAAACAGACAGGACUCUGUAGUUGAAAUCACUGCAUUGGCUCAGAAUUACCUCCAAAAGCCAUCGUCUUUAAACACAGUUCACUGCAUCCACAAAUGCUGGUUAAAAGUGAACCAUGCAAUUGGGGACCCAUGUCAAUUAUAGACAUGAUCCAGAAACACAGAAAAGGUAGAAUGGAAACCUGUCUUGUGCUCUUUAUUGACAGCACUCUAAAGAAUAGAGGGACCUCAUGGCAUCCCUCAAAGUCAGCAUCCCUGAUGGUAUGGGGAUCAUCAGAAUCUAUGUCAUAGCUUCGACAUCUGUGAAAACUCCAUUAAUGCUGAACAAUAUCUACAAGUUUAGGAGCAACAUCUGCUGCCAUCCAGACAAUGACUUUUUCAGGAUAGACCUCCAUGUUUCAGGAAGACAAUGACAAACCACAUUCUGCAGGGAUUACAACAGCAUGGCUCUGUAGUAGAAGAGUCCUGCUGAUGACCUGGUCUGCCUGCAGUCCUGACUUGUCCCCUAUUGAAAACAUUUGGAGCAUCAUGACAUCAAAAUAGGACAAAGGAGAUCCUGAACUGUUGGGCAGCUGAAAUUCUCUCUCAGACAAGAAUGGGACAACAUUUCACUUUAAAACACCAGAAACUGGUCUGUUGGGUUCACUAACAUUUACAGAGAGUUGGGAAAAGAUGAAACAGGAUGGUAAAAAUGUCCCUGUACCAACAAAUAGCUGGCUUUUAAUUUAAAAUGAGUGUAUGAAUAAAAACAUCUGUUUCAACAUUUGAUGUUUUCUUAACACUAGUGGCUUUAAAUGAUUUGCGAACUUCAAAAAGUGGUUUUACAUCCUAUCCCACCUUAUUUGGAUUUGUACUUUGCACUUCUGUUUCGUUAAAGGGAUGAGGAACAAACUCAUCAUAAAAUCCUAACAAACUUCAGUAUACAAACUUGCAAAAAUAUGUUUAUUGGCAACAUUUCUGUACUAAAAAUUCAUCAGGAAACACUGGCAUUCCUUGAUGACGGUCGAGAACAGAAACGUUGCCAGAAAAUAUGCUUUUGAAAGUUAAAGAGCAGGAGUUUGUUUGCAUGAGAGUUUUUCAAAAUGUUUUCAUAAACAGAGGAAACAUAUUUUGGCAGACUGUUAUUUUCUUAAGCGGACUUGAUGCUGCUGUGAGUCAAGUUGAUUGAGGUUAAUGCCUUCAAAAUUUUUGUACAUGACUCACGUGCAGAAAAGACUAUAUGGUAAGUUAAUUUUGAUAUUUAUAGUUCACACGAGGCUUUUAUUUUUGUAUCUCCUGCUUCCUUUCCUCACAGCAGAGCUUGCAGGACAAGACAUGAAGCAGGAGCUAAGGUGAGUUUAUCUGUUUUUAAGUAGAUAUCAAAAUAAAUAAAGUCAGUUUUGUGUGAAUGAAGUCUUGAUUUGUCGUGUUGUUUGUCUGCAGCAGCUGCCCCACCCCUGGAUGUGACGGAAAAGGUCAUGUGAGUGGACGAUAUUCACGGCACAGGAGGUAAGAUUCCGAUUAUAACAUCACACUUUAUGCAGACUAAUAGAACCUUCUUACGAGAGAAGACAUUGAGGAAGAAACACUUGCAUUUAUAUCAUAAAACAUGUACAUGAAAGAUAGUGCGAUGAUUAAAAGGAGGGCUUCGUCUUUCAUCUGUGUUAGUACUAGGAUUUUUGGUAUGUAAGAAGCAUUUCUCACUGAUCCUUUGAAACAACUGAACAAGCUGUGGGUUUUGCCAUUUUGUGUCAGCUUGUUUAAUGUCAGCAUGUUCACACACACACACACACACACACACACACACACACACACACACACACACACACACACACACACACACACACACACACACACUCACACUCCUCCUGCUCUCCUCAGCGCUCUGGGAUGCCCACUUGUAAAGAAAAGGAAGCUGGAGGAGGCCGAGGCAGAGGAGAACCAGUCUGCUCCCAAAAGGAGGAACCAGUCUACAAAAGAGGCGGUCGAUGAAGGCCUCAACGCUGAAAGUGACGCAGCAGAGGAGGAGGAGGAGCAAAAAGAGGAGGAGGAGGAAGAAGAAGAGGAAGGAGGAGACCUGAAAGAGAAGAAGAAAAACAAAACAAAAGGAUGGCCUGAAUCAACAAAAAGUGAGUGAAACUAAACCAGAGAAGCCAGAUAAAAAGUUUUAGUCAGAGUGAGCUGGAUCUUACCGCACAGGUUUCAUUUCAAAGACACUUAGUAGUUGGGUCACAAAGUGAGAUUCUGUGACCAUCCUCUGGCAAGGAUGUUUUGACGAUUGAUUUGACCUCUAUGGACCCUUUAGAAAAGAUUUAGCCCCCAGGUCCCUCGCAAAAAUCCCGGCAUUUUUUGCAAGACAGCCAAAUUCAAGAUGGCGGCCGGCGCCAUCUCUUAAAAUUAACUUUUGAUCUGGAUGACCUAGAAUCAUGUAUGAAGGCACUUUUCCAUACAAGUCAAGCAUGAGGAUUCCAAAUCUGACAUAGUUUUAAUCAUACAACUUUGUUUUGACCGCGAUAUUCAAGAUGGCUGCCAUCUAGUACUGUAAUUCUCAACCUUUUCAGGACUUGACCCCCCCAAAAACAAUCAUAUUUGAAAUGGGUAACCCCUAAUUUGUUUGACUCUGUUCCACAUAUAGAUAUUGUGAAAAUAGCCGCUCUACAAACCCGUAACACCUUGUAUUGUGAGGCGUGUGAGCUUGUAGAUUGGCUAUAUUCACAAUUUUUGCCUUUUUCUUAUAUCAUUUGACAAUUUGGCCAAUGGUUUAGCAUUGUUUGUUGAUUACUUUGGAUGCAGUGAUGAUCUUUUUCUUUGAGGAUCUUACAAGUCCUAACAUUAUAAUUUCACUGUCAUCUGGGGGUACGCCACCAACCAAUGAUCAAGUACAGAGAAAACUUAACUUAACAACAACAUAAAGGCCAGUGAAUAUUGCACUCAAACUAUCCAGUAUGCUUGAUUCAUGUCAGCAGCAGUACUUAACUCAGGCAAUUUGAUUGGCUGUCCCUUCAUGUCAGGGAUCAUCUUUGGGUCGACUUAAUGGUAUAUGUGGCUUCAUUACACAGACUACCACACUGGAGAAUACAUGACUGUCUGUCUGUCCUGGUUGGUAUAUUAUUUUCUUCCAUAUUCAAGCAGCCAUGUAUUCUGCAUGCACACUGUCUUUACAGAUCAAAUGUGUAGCUCCUCUAACUGUGGACUCAAAAGAAUGACUGAGGCAACAUUUAGGAAAGCAGCAGCACUAAACAAGCAGCAUGUGCUAACAUGCCCUGACAUGAAGGGACAAGAGGGUGGAGGGUGGCGGACCCCGCACAGUUGUAUUUUCGUCUGGCGGAGCCCGGCAUACAGCCAGUUUGGUAUUAUCAUGGACAUUUUCGUGCUCGCCAAUGGCGUGUAAAGUGCACUGAAAGCUCGCCGAUUCAAACCUGGUCAGCUUUCAGCGCAGGCAGAGCACAGCUGGUCUAGUGGUAUUAUGGUAGACCAGCGGCGUAUCGGCAUACAUCACCGAUGCCUCACCGGCAGGUUUCCACAGUGUCAGGCACAUUUCAGUGCAAUAAAUAAUCAUCAAUAACUAUUAAUCUGAGUCAGCACAUACAUUUAGAUCUAUAUCGAUAUAUUCUGAUCUAUAUCUGAUCUGAUGAGCGCGUUUGGCACGCAUUUGGACACACAACCGGAUUGAAUCAACACAGCUGAAACCGCAUUAAAUUAAAUUAAAUAUCUAGUAAAUAAACACACAUGAUGAAGUUAAUAAGAUAUUUAAUUCGUCUCCCUCCUUUUCAUUCUUCCUCUUCCUCUUAUUUCUCGUGCAGCUCGACCUAGACAUGUGUCUGUGUCCUCUCUCUGUCCUGCUGCAGCUGAACAGAUGAUUUGUUUCAGUGCUCAGAUGAGUUAUUUACUUCAAGCCGACAUACGGAUAUUAUAAUAUUCAGUUUUGUGAGCCAAAUUUACUUUAUAUGCCAACAUCUAUGAAAGAAAGAGCCAGGCCACAGAGCGCGAUGCGUCAUCUACGCACAGAUGGUUCCGAUUUUAAUGCCAUUUUUGGAGUUUAUAUUGUGAUCUGUGCGCUCAACCCACCUUUGUCACGUGAGGUUUGAAUAUAUGCAACUUUAUGUGAGUGUCUUUAUUAGUGGAAAAGGGUGUUUGUCUUACCAGUGGGUCCAACAUUACACACACCAAAUCCGUCUGUGCUCACAUGAGAGAGUGUGGAGGACGCCAAAUGCAGCGCUUACAGUGGCACUUGUUGAGGAGCUGCCUUCUGUCACCAUCGUGUGGCAUUGCUGUCUUCAGACAUCUCUUGAUCUCUUUGACUACUUCACGAAAAUAGUAAUACGCCUCGCCAGUGGUGGAUUUAAAGGCAAGGAGAAGAGCCUGUAGUGAUUUGAAAUGAGCCUCACACGGGGCACCAAAAUAUAUGUAGUGAUUUGAAAUGAGCCUCACAAGGCCGCACCAAAAUAAUACUUGGCGAUUGGAAUUUAUAAUAAAUGUCUGAAGAUUAAUAAUCUCAAAUUAUGACAUUUAUGCACUCGUUGAAAGGGGCACCACCCACCCUUAAUGGUGGGAAAAUAAAGAAAACAAAAGUUUAAUUCAGAAAUCAAACAUCAAGUCAGUUUUAAUUAAUCAGUCUUAAUUAAUCAGUCUUAAUUAAUCAGUCUCAUAUCUUAAGUCGAAAUUCUAAUUUCAGGGACUCCACUUCUGGAAGAACACUAACAGACCAGAACUUAGAAAAAUAAUUAUCUGUUUAUUACAGGAUAAAUGAUGGUACAACACACAUGCAAUAAAUGAUGAUAAGAUAAUGAAGAUAAAUAAUAAUAGGUGAAUAAAUCAAGAUUCUGAGUCAGGCUAGGAGCACUAAAGUUAAUGAUAGUGAGUGAAUAUGCGCUAACAUAUUAACCUACACUAACUUUGGUGUCGAGAUAAACUCGGGUGUAGAUUUGGAGGAAUCUAAGAUCACCAGAAAUAGGUGGAUAUCUGAGUUAUGAACGCGUGAGACAGCAUCAGCCCUGUCUGGAGCUCUGGAGGUUUGCAUACUUAAGUGAGACUGGUCCUUGGAGAAGAUGGAGCAGGUUCCGAAGGUCCGGGGCUACUGGCGGUUCGAGCGGUUCAGCUCAGAAGACGACUGAAGUCAGCCGAAGGAUGAGCCAGGAGUUGCAGCACUCAGGCCCGAAGCAAAAACCAGCGCCUGUGGAUCCUGUGGAUGCUCGUUUGGGUACUUCUUUAGUCUCACUCAAAAACUCUGGCACAGAGGAUGACCUGGGCCUGUUGGAUUGCGUUCGGAGGUGACUUUGAAAUCACGCAGAAAACUCAGAAAAACGAGGCUCGAAGAGCAGAGAAAACUUUCAAAAAUGGCUUCGCAAAAUUAAAGAAAAUCAAUCAAAGGCUUAAUCUUGAAUUGCUAUGUGCACAAAAAGUUGAAGUUUCAAAACUUGAACUAAGACGAUAUUAAAGAAAAAUCAACGUGAAUCAACACGUGGUGUAAAACUUAGAAGACUAAGAAAAAGUUCUAAGAGAAAACAAAGAAACACACCACAGAAGGGUGUGGGCAGAAGAGAAGGGGCAUAAGAGCCGGGGACAAGAGAGUCCGCAGAAGAGAGAUAAGAGGAGCAUAAGAGGAAUAAGAGCUAAGAGAGAGAGCGAGCAACCCCACUCCACUGGUUUUAUCUUCUCACACUGGGAGUGUCUGAGGAGAAAGAGGAGGGGUCAUCGGGUCUCUGAUUAUUUGAUCUAACUUAUUCUUUUGGCUGAUAAAAGAGUCAGAUCUGAUACUCACUCACUAUGAUUAAUAUCAUUGAAUGCUUGGUUUCAUGAUAAAUAAUUUGAUACUAAACACAUAUGAAUGAAGUGUAGGAUCACAUCAAACAUUCUCAUUAUGUUUUAAGUAUCACAUUGAACAUGCUAAAUUACUCUGAAAUGAAACAGAUAGUAACACAUAGAAACUGUGAACAACAAACGAGUAAACACAUGUGAAUGAACGUCAUCAUGAUUAAUAAUGGAUUCUAAAUACUCACAUUCAGAUUAUUCAGUGACAUUAUAACCACCUAAUGGUUAAAAAUACUAAAUAAACGAUUAAAAUAUAGAACAAACAUUUCUAAACCAUUUCUGUUAAUUAGAGCUAAGUUAUGAGUCACAAUCAAUAAAUUUAACUCUUAAAAGUUCAUGAAACAGUCUGAAAAGCUGUUGGUCUAAAGAUAUCCGGAGUGAUAAUUUGGCUUCUGAAGCACAUAGAAAAACGGGAAACAUCUCAUUUUAACACAAAUUUCAUGAUUAGACAGAUUAGUACAUUGCUGAAUGCAUAAGAUGUCAGGAUCAGUCAUUUGUAUUCUUUCACCAAAGGAAUGUAGUCUUUAUCAGUGCAUGGUCGAGCAGGGUUUUACGACCGAGGUCUGGAGGUCAGUGUCCCCCCUUUUCCUAGGGUCCGUAUGUUCACACACUUUAAGACACUAAAUCUCAAAUGGGAGAUCUGGGUUGAGACGUUAAUGUUUAUUUAGAUGGUCAGCAAAUGGAGUCAGUUUGAAAGGUAAUAAAACUCUGUCUCUGUUCUCCGAAUUGACCAAUCGUGAAGAGUCGGAGGUUUAGUCAACCUCCUGUUGGGUCACUUAUUUAACCUGAAAGGGCAAACACGUCUGGAAAGAUUUAUAUCCUGUUUCCUGGGACCAGAUAAGGAAGCUUUCCUGUGAGGAAUGUGUGGGUUUCACAUCCAGGGUUGUCUUGAUUGCUACAAGCCUAUGUGAUUGGUGAAAACAGGUCUCAGCUGUGUUAAACCCACUCCAUGCCCUCUCUCCUCCCUCGCUACGACUUUCGCCGCUGGGAGGAGCUGAGUUAAGGAGGGGGGAUACUUACGCUGGGCUGCGUCGCUCACCAAAAUUCCAAAUUGUGCUUGGGAAUGCCUUGUCGGCGCGGCGGACCUGACUUACGCUGCGCCUGCAGCACGUCUCCAGCGAGGCACGAAAUAGAGCCCCAUGUGUUACGGGCUUGUAGAUCGGCUAUUUUCACAAUAUCUAAUGUGGAACAGAGUCAAACAAAUUGGGUUUACCCAGUUCAAAUAUGAUUGUUUUGGGGGGUCAAGUCCUGAAGGUUGAGAAUCACAGUACUAGAUGGCAGCCAUCUUGAAUAUCGCGGUCAAAACAAAGUUGUAUGAUUAAAACUAUGUCAGAUUUGGAAUCCUCAUGCUUGACUUGUAUGGAAAAGUGCCUUCAUACAUGACUCUAGGUCAUCCAGAUCAAAAGUUAAUUUUAAGAGAUGGCGCCUGCCGCCAUCUUGAAUUUAGCUGUCUAGCAAAAAAUGCCGGGAUUUUUACGAGAGACCUGGGGGCUAAAUCUUUUCUAAAGGGUCCAUAGAAGUCAAAUCAAUCGUCAAAACAUCCUUGCCAGAGGAUGGUCACAGAAUCUCACUUUGUGACCCAACUAUAGAUAACUUAAGGAAUAAAUGAAAAAGCGAAGGCUUCUGUUACUUCAAAUGACCACUGCUUCUGUUUUCACAGUUUUUAUCAGUCUACAGACAUGCUGGUAGCUCAGUGAUGCUGUUCUUAAGCUCAGUAGCUUUUUUUCAUUCUAAGUGAGGAUAAUUUUUUCAUUAACUCUCAGAUUUUCCUGUUUCAACAUGUGAUAUGUUGUCUUUGCUCUUUUGCAUGAAUUAUGUUUAAAAAAAACUUGCAAAUCAUCGAACUCUGUUUUCAGUACCAUUUUACACAGCGGUCCAACUGUUUUGGAACAGGUUAUAGCUGAUCUCAGGUCAUCUGAAGACACACAGUGUUCAGGAUACUGUUUGGGUUGCUUGGCAACAACAAUCCAGUUUUACUGAAGUUGCAGAGCUUGCUGGGUUGGUGGAGCAAAAAAUAGUCAUCUUUUGGUAAUUUUUGCUGCUUUUACAAGCACUGUUUGCAAAAGUGUUGCAAUGAAAGCAGUAUCAUACAGCUGCAGCCCUGUCCUUGGGACUAAAUCCCAGGAGUGCAGAUUUCAGCGCAUCUCUCUCUCUCUCUCUGUUUCUCUCUCUCUCUCUCUGGUGUUUCUGUGGCUUUUAAAAAGUUAACAGUUAAUCUUAGUGUUAAUGGUAUCCAACUAUUGAAUUUCCCUUCAGGGAUUAAUAAAGUUCUUCUUAUUCUUAUUCUGUUCUUUGUAUCCACAGCAGACUCCUCACUGGUGACAACAGAGGACCAAGAACAAGCCGAGACAGAAGCUUGUCUUCCUGCUGAAGAUGUUAAGAAUGAAAGCGUACCCUCAGAGACUGAGAAUCUAACUGAGAACAACACUGAAAGUGAGAAAACAAGCGAGGAAGAGCAGCCGGCGAUCCUCACUGAAGACCAUCAGCAGGAUGACACAGAGACGAAAGAGGUGGAGGAGGAGGAGGAAGAGGUGGUUGUAAGUCAGCAGGUGAUAGAGGAGCAGCCAGAAGAGCAAGCUGAAGAAGAAAAAGAGGUAACAGAGGUGAAAGAGAUAGAGGAAGAAGAGGAAGAGGAGGUAGCAGAAGAGGAGGAAGAUGAGGAAAAGGUGGAGGAGGAGCAGCAAGAAAGGCGAGAGACUAUUGUGGAAGAGCGUCACAUGAUGAGCCAGGAAAACUCUGACCACCAGUAUUCCAGCGGAGAUUACAACCAUCAGGCCAAAGAACCAGCAGAAGAGAGGAGGAAGAGGGAGGAACAGGAGGAUGAAGAAGAGGAAGAGGAUGAGGAAGAAGAGGAUGAGCAAGAAGAGGAGGAAGAGGGGGUAGAUGAGAGGGAGGUACACCAAGAGGUCGACACUCUUUACACUUUGAGUCCACACACUCAGGGAUCUGAAGCAGAAGAUUCAAUACAGGAAGAGAAGGUCAGCACUCCCAUGACCGAGGAAGAGGAGGAGGAUGAAGAGCAGGAGGAAGAGGAGCGAGAAGAAGAGGAGGACGAGAGGCAGGGGAAGGAAGAAGGGGAGGUGCUGGUGGAGGAGGAAGAGGAGGACAGAGAGUCCAGCAAAGGCUCCCCGACAACAGUGGUCAUAGAGGUCCGCUCUGAGGAGGACGAUGAUGAAGAUGACGAAGAGGAGGAGGAAGAGGAAGAAGAGGAGGAAGAGGAGGAGGAAGGAGAGGAGGAGCAGGAUCGUGUUUCGGAAGGCUCAGGGGUCACAGACGAUUCAGAGAACUGGGAUAUGACUCGGGGGAACCUGGGGUUGCUGGAGCAGGCCAUCGCUCUGAAGGCUGAGGAGGUGAAGGGGGGUCAGGAGUCCCAGAGCUCCCCGGAGUACCACCCAUACAGCUCCUCCAGCAAGAGCUCCGAGCCCACCACCGCACCGCGACGCCCCUCUCACUACAGCAAAGGUACGCUUAACAAAACGGAACAUAUCCCCAGAUCAGUGAGCUGUCCUGUUUGUCAUAUGAACACAUCACAUUUCACUAAAAACACCACAGGCUUCAGAGACAGCUGGAAAGUUUCCACCAGACUAUCAUUUUGCGUGACCACAAAGAUCUUUUAUGUUGUAUUCACUCUUGUUUGUGCACAGGAAACCAUUGCAGCUAAAUCCCAGCACAAUAUGUAGAGGUUGGAGCUAAGAAAUGUUCCUAAAGAAAUACAAACCAAAGCCCCAAAAUAGGACAGAAUGAACAAAAUAUAAAGAUGACAUUAGCGAUAUAACCUUCUGAUGUGCAACCUUUGAUUUUAACCCAUGUGUUGUUAAAUGAUUAUCAGGGGUUAGUAGAGAGAAAAGACUAGUUAGACACUAUCAGUUUGAAUGUUUCACUUUUAAAAGUAUUGACACACACAUUUUGAUUAAUUAUUCCCUUUCUCCCAUCCAGAAAAGAAGGAAGUGAAGUGUCCGACCCCGGGCUGUGAUGGGACGGGUCAUGUGACUGGUCUGUACCCUCACCAUCGCAGUCUGUCUGGAUGUCCUCACAAAGACAGGAUCCCUCCAGAGAGUGAGUACAUGUUACCUUUUAAACCACCAUGUGAUCAGUAGAGGUUAAAUCUGAUCCUCCUGACUUUUAUUCUAUCUUUUUCAGACAUUUUUGUUCAGGUAAUCAAAACAACGUGGGAGCUUUGAGAUCCAAGGCCCAGUUCCCUUUUGUUUUUAUCACUACCAGCACAAUAAUUACUAAUAUUAGCUCUGCUUCUUUCCUCUUUUACAGAAUUAACUACUAAUACUUUGAUAAACACUCUGGCUGAGCUGACUCUUAACCUCUCUGUUUGUUUCUCUAAAUAAUAUGACUUCUGAAUGACUGAACCCUGCUGCUGAGUGUUUGUUUCUUCGUCAGUACUCUCACUAAUGCCGAUCUGAUUUAAACUAAAUAGUCUGAUCUGAGUUUGUGUGUCUGUUGUGUGUCUGUAGUUCUGGCCAUGCAUGAGAACGUCCUGAAGUGUCCGACUCCUGGCUGCACGGGCCAGGGCCACGUCAACAGCAACCGCAACACACAUCGCAGGUUAAUGAUGACAUAAGCAGAUACAUGAGUGUGAACAACACCCACUUAUAUAUGAACUACAGAAAGGUUGUUAUCGUCUGUAUUGCUGUUUUUAACUAUUUGUGGAAGGGACAAUUCGUGACAAAAGGUCUUGAUGUUUAAUAGUCGCCUGUUUCAGCAACUUAGAAAAUAGAAAAUAAAGAAUUUACCAUUGUGAUAGGAAGCAUCGGUCAAAAUUUUGGGAUAGUUAUGGCAUGAUAAUGAGAUAACAUGUCAUGCUUAUAGAAAAAAUGUCUUUAUAAGAAAAUAAAGAUUCACAAUUAUGAGAUUAAUAAACUAAAUUUGAGGUAAAAAAAAAAAAAAAAAAAAGGUCAUGAUCAUAUAUCAGGAAAUAAAAACCCUUAGAUCCAAACCUAUAUUUUCAGAUUUUAAGAGUCAAAAUAAGAGAUUAAAAUCAGAGAUAUGAGAUAGUAAGUCAAAAUACUAGUAAAACAAGUCAAAAUUUGAGAUCUCAUAGGGGUAAAUUUGAGUUAAAAAGUUUAAUUUGUACAAAGUCAAAACGUUGAGAUUAAAAGUUUAAGUAUUAGGUCAAAUUUGGUUCGUAUGAGAUGGUCACAUGUAAGUCAUAAAUACAACAAUGAAAAGUCUGGAUUUUUAGAUUUAAAGUAGUACUAUUGAAAUAGAAAGUCAAAGAAUAGAUAGCGUCUUACUUUAGAGAAUGAGAGACAAACUUGUGAGAAGAAAGGUUCAAAUUUUUAGAUUUAAGUUGAGUAGUCAUGAGAUAAAAAGUCAGAUAAGGUUCGUAAUUAUGGGAAAUUUAGUCAAAUAUUUGAAUAAAAAGUAAAAAUGUUAAGAUUAAAAGAGGUUUAAAUACAGUAAAAAAAAAUCUGAGGUUUGGGUCAUAAAGAUGAGCAAGCUAAUCAAGUAGUAGGAUAGAAAGUCAAAAUUUUUAAAGUGUUAAAAUUGAGAUAAAAUGUUUAAAAAAAAUUUAAAAGUAUUCUUACUGGUUUGAGUCUGUAUUGCUCUAAAUCUGGAUGUGUCUCUGCUCUCAGUCUGUCUGGCUGCCCCAUUGCUGCAGCAGCUAAGCUGAACAAAAACCAGGACAAGCAGGUUCAUCUUCAGGCUUCAUCCAGCGAACCCUCUUCCAACUCUGACAGAGUGCUCAGGUCAGACAUCAGCGCUGCUUUGGACUUGAUUCACACACCUGUGUCCACAUCAUUGUGACUGUGUGGAUAAUGAACUCCAGUGUCUUUCCUUCCAGGCCCAUGUGUUUCGUGAAACAGCUGGAGAUCCCUCAGUACGGCAGCUACCGGCCCAACACAGUGACGACCACGCCCCGCGCUAACCUGGCCAAGGAGCUGGAGAAAUACUCAAAGGUGUCUUUCGACUAUGCAAGCUUUGAUGUCCAGGUGUUUGGAAAGCAAAUGCUCAUUCCAAAGACACCCAGCAGCACUGAAACAUCACCCAAAGCCUUCAAAAGUAAGAGUCACGCACAUCCACUCCAUGAUCUGUUCUUGGAUUUAGGUUCAACCUGCAACGACUUGAUUUGAUUGCAAUGACUACUUUGAAAGGUCUUCUUGGGUCUUAUGCAGGUCUUAUGUUUGUGACUUCAGAAGGAAGUUCAGUAUGUUUGAGCCUUAAAUACCUUCAAAAGGACGUUUAAUGCUCUGAUCCAACAUGCACUAAUACUAAUCUAUAUUUAAGAGCAAAAAUGAGUCAUCCUUGUGCAGUAUUUAUAAACCCAGCAUGUAGAAAUGAGUCAUUUGUGCGCAUCCUCUAAUCAUUUUUGUGUAGCAGUCAACCUUUUGUUCAAACAAAUGAUUUUUUUUUGUUUUUCCCCACCUGCUUGUCGUGGCCCGUCAAAUACUCUGUGAUCAACUACGCAGAUAAGCACAGACAAAGACACAGUUUCUGCAGAGCACAACAGCAACUUUAGACCUGAUUCACAAGGGGGUUGCACAAUUUUUACAUCAGCUAAACCUCUGCAAGGGAGACAGUAAAGACAAUCCACAAAGCACAAGCAAAGGAGCGGAGUAAAUGCUCCACAAACUUUACUGAAGAGCAAAACGUGCCUCUGAUGGCUUGUACUAAUUCCACUUAUUUAUACGAACCAUCAAGCAUGCAUUUGGGGCUUGAUUGUCACAAUUCUAAGUAACUGAACCUCAUCACAAAAACAGUCUGACUGACACAAACAGCCACAAACCGCAAGUGUAAAAGUUUUACCACCUGCAGAGAGGUGGUGGUAGUUGCACAGCAGUAUUUAAAUGUACAGUGUCAAAAAAUAUAGUUGCAUGUAGCACAACAGACUUGAGAAAUAAAUAAAAAUUAGUGUAAAAUCACCAAAAUAAUGAAUGAAUUUUGUUUACGUUGACUUCAAAUGAGCGUUUUAUAUCUACAUAGCUGCAGGUCCCCUUGCAUGAAGGCUGCCAUCUUGCAUGCUGUGUUUCUGCAGUAGUACAGCACAGACAAAGAAAUGACAGAUGCCUUUUUGUAUCUAUGAAGUGGUCAUGCAAAUUGCAGCAGUUGAAGGCGACAAAGUAGAGGGUACUUGCUGUUGUGUGUACAAGAAUUAGAACAAGAAAGAGCUGCUCUUGCUGUCCCAACAAAGUAAAUUUUAUAAUAAAUGAUAAAUUAGUUUCAAUCCAUGAGUGAUCGGCUUCCAAAUGAAGAGAUCUGCUCGUCAUUUGUAUGUGGAUGGAUUUAAGCUCCAUCAGGGUUAGAGUGCACGGUGCAGCAAAGAGUGGUGAUUCCGACAGCUCAUCCUCACAAUCAGACACGUAACAGGAGCAACUUUAUUUGUCAUGUUUUCACUUGUCAUGUGUCAUGUGUGCAAUGUGAGUCAGACUUCAAGACGAACUGAUUGUGGGCAAAAUUAUCCCGUUUCUUAGUGCUAUUCACAGCUGCAUCUAUUCUUAGUGUAUUCCUCCCUGAAUGGAAAAAACAAACAUGAUGGCACUCAUAUUCACCAUCAGCUUACUGAACUGAAUAGUCUCUGGCUGCACAUUUUUCCUGCUUUUAUUCCAUGAAUUCUUUCUGUCUCUGUCCCACACAGCUAAAUCAUUCCCUAAGGCCUCCUCCCCCAGUCACAGCGUGUCAGGAGGCUUUCCGAAGAGCGCCUCAUCUUCCUCCUCUGGUUAUGACUACAGCCAAGACGCAGAGGCAGCUCACAUGGCAGCGACAGCUAUCCUCAACCUGUCCACACGCUGCUGGGAGAGACCCGAGAGCCUCAGCACCAAGCCCAGGGAACCCUGCACCAAGGUAAGGACACUGAGUCCUUGCAGGAUUUAUUUGGACCGGAGCGCUUUCAUUUAUCACCUCCUUACAUCCAGUGGAGAUUUGCAAAAGAGGAGAAUUAAUGUGAAGGUUCCCUCUGACCCCUGCAGGAGUCGGACAUCGAAGUGGACGAGAACGGCACCUUGGACCUCAGUAUGAAGAAGACAAAGAGGGAGGGUAUGCUGCCCCCAGAACCUUCACCCUCCUCGUCUUCAUCCUCCCAACUUGUCACAGCCACCUUGUCUCAGGGCCAUGCUCAGCCAGAGUGGGAGGGGCCGCUGGACUUCACUAAACCCAGUGGAGUCAAAGAGGAGGACCAUGAAGAGGUACCGUACACACUAAGUCUGUCUCUCCGUACGUUUAUGAUGUUCAAAUUUGAUUAAUUUCAUCAGUUAGACUAAAACUGCAAUUUUAGAACUCAUGUAAGCUUGUUAAUCAAACUGAUUGAUUUUCAUUUGCAUGUAUUUAAUCACCUUAAAGUAGCUUGACCUAUUUGUGCAGAUAAACACACAAUCACUCACCUUACAUCUUUGGAUUUUGUUUAGGUAGAGUAUGCGGCUCCCUCGUACACCUCAUCUGACUGUGAGGAGGAGGACCAGGAGAACCUAGAGGACAGAAAGUACCCUGGAGAAGUCACCACCAGCAGCUUCAAGGUCAAAUUUCAGCCCAAAGACAACAAAAAGGAGAUUCUGGUGUAAGUUUUCCAAAUUUGACAUAAAUAUUUUCAUCAGUAUCUCUGUAAGAACAGAUUAAAUUUACAAAUCUUACCUCUGGAAAAACAAAUAGGACCUCCUUGAAAAUGAGAUGAUCCCUCUCAAGGGGCUAACCCUCUAAAUAAACAAAUGAAUAGCCAAUCAUAGUUAAUGAUACUGGUGACCAAAGGGAGAUCCAUGUGGCCAUCCCUCUGGAUCUGCACCUCUAUGGUUUUCUUCUGCACAAUCUACUCUGCAGCACAAACUAUUAGGGUAUCUGGAUUUUUGUUGAAAAGCAUUAGGUUCAGUUUUGUGUUUACGAGUGUAAACACAACCUUUAAAGACUGAUGUGUGUUUGCAUAUCUUUGCUGUAGAUGUCCCACCCCAGGUUGCGACGGCAGCGGACACAUCACUGGUAACUACGCGUCACAUCGCAGGUCAGUCUCUUUACACAUUUAUGCUGUGAUAGAGGGAACAGAAGAUAAUUUAUGGCAACAUUUUUUUUUUAUUCUGUUCCUUGAAUCCAUUGACAGUGAUGUUUUGGUAAGGAAAAGGUAUUUUAGAACAUGAUAAAUCUGACUUAUUUUCACAAAUUUUUUCAUAUUUUUAAAGCAUGUAAAUCAAGGUGGUUGAUUAAAGCUCCAGUCAGGAGCUUUUAGUUGGUUUCGAAACCAACUGAAAUUUAAAUUUGUGUUUCUUGGUGAAAUGCAGUAAACACAGUCAUCAGGAAGAGUGACUGCUUCUAUGAAGUUAAUUGUACCAUCUGAAACCGCUCGUGGGGGUAGAUGUCAGACCAGUAACGUUCCUCACAGGUGCUUUAAUUUGACAAUUUUGAGCUCCUUGUUCUACCUACAUGUUGAAAGAUAAUCUAAAGCCAUUUUCAGACAUGCACUCUGGAAAAUUUCCCAAAAACUUAAGGAACUUUAACUUGGAGUUUAUUUGACUUAGGAGACUAAUCAGGAUGUCAAAGAAAGGCUGCUGUAGUCUAGAUGUAAUCUUUCCAAUCCUAUACAAGAUUAAACCGCUGAUCUUUUAAAGCUCCUGUGAGGAGGUUUUUGAUGUUUGUAUAAACAGACUGAAGUUCAUGCUGAUGUUUUUUUAAUGACAUACAAAAGUGAACCAUCAGCAACAAGACUGGCUGUUUUUUACUGUAAUUGUUAAUGCCUUGAUCUACUGCAAGGGGGUAGGUGUCAACUGAGCAUCUGAGGAAACAGCCCUGUUUCUACAACUUGGACAUAAAAUAUAUACAAUGAAUGAUACAUUUGACUGGGAAAAGUCAUCUGGAUGAGAUUAUUGGUCAAAAGACACUUCUUGAGCAUGCAAAGGACAAGAUGAGCUUUGCCAAUAGGUGGCGCCAAAAUUGACACAACCAAAAGUUCCUCACAGGAGCUUUAAUGUUAUUCCUCCAUAAGUUUUUAUCUACUUUCAGUCUUACUCUCUUUGUUUUUGUUUCCAUCUCAACCCCUGGAAGAUGUGUCUGUUCAUUAAUCCACCACUGUGUCAAUGUCAAAGACACGUAUGCUUUAGCAACUGUUUUUGACCUUUCUACGAACAUGACAAGCAAUUGAAAGUAUCAAAAGAUAAGUGUGAUGAACAUACUGGAGAGGAGAGGCGAGUAUAUGGCCAUUUUAAUACCUUUUACAUUAUUUUUAUCCCAUUACAUGCCGCUCUUCCAAGUUCAGAGUGCUGUCAUAGUUGAAGGCUACUCUGCACAUGUGUCAGCCUUGUCACCCGUGGGACCCCAGCCUGACACCAGGGGUCUGGCAGCGGAGUUAAAUUUGUCAAGAAAUUUCAAUUUAGUUUUAGUUGUUUUUUUAAGAAUAUUGGAGUUGAUUUCAGUCAUAUUUUGGUCUUUGUGUCUUGUGUUAUUUCAGUCAAGAUUUAGUCAGAGGAACCCAGGUUUCUCGGGCCAGUGUUAAUUUUUAUUUUAUUUUAUUCUAACUUUCUCUGAAAGUUUAAUGAUAAUUUAAAGAAAGAUGUUUCUCCUGGUUGUAAAAAUCUGAGUAUGAAGACAGAAUGUCCCACUGUGUUGGAUGAGCUUUACCUCAUUGUUUCAAUUUAGUCAUAAAAAAUUAGCACCUCAACGAAUACCUAUGCUCAUCUUUUUUUGUUAUUUUGAAAAAAAGCAUUUUCAUUCUCAUCAUCACUUUCACUGACAAAAUUAAUCUUGUCUGGCAGGAGAUAUUCUGGGUGAAAAACUUGGCUGUUUGUGUUCUCCCAUACAGCUCCCCCACAGGGUAAUGUCAGGAAAUUUUCAGGAAUUUUGUGCAUGGCUGAAAUGGGCUGAAGUAAAAGUUUUGUAAAGUUUAAGUACAUUCUGUAUGAAAGCCGAGAACGGCCAUGGGUUUUCUUUUUUUUUAAUGCGCUGUUAUCUCAUGAUAACGACUUAUCUUGUUAUCUUAACAUAACAAAGAUCGUGUAUCAUGAUAACGGAAAUGGCGUUUUAGCCAACCUCAAUGGUAACUUUUAAAAAAUGCCCUCCAGAUAAGGAUAUUUCUGAAAUGCCACAACUGCCAUUGUCGACAGCAAGUCAGGGUUUUCAAUGAAAACGCUGACGGCACGCUCCAUUCUGCGCAUGUGCGUUAGACUUUCAACGAUUCGCGCAUGAGAGUUAAAUGCUACCAUGUUGAAAGUGUAAUGCGCAUGCACAAAAUGGAGUGUGCCUUUAGCGUUUCAAAGAAAACCCCAACUCGCCGUCGACAACAGUGGCUGAAGUGUUCAGAAAUAUCCUAAUCUGAGGAAAACAAUCUGUUAUGCCGAGAUAAUGAAAAAAAAAGUUAAAAAAAAAAAAAAAAAACUUUAUCUUGAGAUAAUGAGAUAAUAAGUCGUUAUCAUGAGAUAACAGUGCAUGAAAAAAAGAAAAGUCCAUGGCUGUUCUCAGCUUCCAUAGUUUUGGCAUUUGAAACUCCGUGAUUUUGGCGUCCAUGGUGAAUCAGGCUGUAGCACUUGAUUAUCUACUACUUUUAAAUACAAAACAAACAAAAAAAAUCAAAUGAAAUCAAAAUCAAGACAAAGAUUAUUUGCUGCAAAAGGAAGUUUAGCCCUUGAGGAUAAGAAAGAAACAUCUUAUGCAAUAAAGACAGGUCUGUUUGAUGCCCAAAGAUGUCAUUGCCCAAACUGGUCUCACUGGAUCUUUUUCCAUAGCUGCUUGAAGUCCUACUUCCUGAAAAGACUCACAAAUCUGAUUCCAGCUUGUCAAAAUGAGAAUGAAUCUCAACAGGUCUCGCAGAUACAGAGUACUGCCUCUGUUAAAUAUCACCGCCUGUCAUUUAGUCCUGCCUCUUUUUCUAUAAUGUGUCAUUGCUGUAAGUAUUGGGUCAAAAAGACAUUUUUUUAAAGUAUAAAUGAAUGUUUUAGUCCUCAGCAGGUUUAGGAUCUCGUCUUGCUCUUCUGAUUUAGUUGAAGAGGAUUCAUCUUCUGAACUCACACAUCCUUCAUUCAUUUUUUGUCCUAUCCAACUUUUUCACUCCUCUAAAGUUCAGACAAAACAAGAUAACUCCUGUCCCCCUGUGUGUCUUCUAUCCAGUCCUGUCCUGGCUCUGUAGUACUGGUCCAGGUUUAGGUUCAGGCUCUUUUCUUCACUCAUACUCGGACAUCCUGUUCUCAGUCUGGUUUUCUGACGCUCUCUCUCUGACCUAUCUUCCAGUCUGUCAGGCUGUCCUCUUGCUGAUAAAUCACUUCGGACCCUCAUGGCUGCCCACACAGCUGAACUAAAGUAUGUCUGCUUUCUCCUGUCUCUCACCUCCAACAUGUUCACUGAGCACUCAGUCUGCAGCUACAGCUCUGUCCCUGCCCUCUUUUUAACACCAAUAUUUAAAGAAACAGUAAAAAUUAAAACUAGUGUUGCAAAUUCCAAACCAAAAACAAUAAGUCCUGACUAUAUAGUGAGAAAGAUCCAACAAUGAUGAAGGUAUGUGGGUUCAAAGACUGCCUGUGUGUGUCUCAGGUGUCCAACUCCAGGUUGUGAUGGAUCAGGCCACAUCACAGGGAACUAUGCCUCACACAGAAGGUAAGAGCUCUUCACCUGUUCUCUCUGCCUGCUUGUUGUACCAUUACAUAGGACUGACGGACUUUAAUCCUUCCUCUCUUUCAGUCUGUCUGGAUGCCCCCGAGCCAAGAAAAGUGGGUUGAAAGUGAUGCCCACCAAGGACGACAAGGAGGACUCAGAGCUGCUGAAGUAAGCAAAAGUAGCUUUUACCAGCCCAGUCUUGAGAAAAAAUAACAUGUUAACUCAUUUCUUAAUUAAACAAAGGAACAAAGUGCUUUACAGUGAAAAUAGUACACACAAUUUAUGUAAAAACUGUAAAAAAAAAAAAACAGGACUAAAUUAUAAGACCAGAAAUACUUUAAGGCGUGACAUUGCGUAUCUAAGUCCUCACGGUAGGACUUAUUAUCUGACAUAUCAUAUCAUGUCAUAUCACAUACCCAAAUGUAUUUUAUGCUAUCACAUUGUAUCAUAUAGUAUCUCAAUGUGUUGUACUAUUUCCAUUUUCUGAAUCAUGUUGUAUCAUCUCAUAUGGUUUUUACUGAACCACAUAGAAAAGCAAUGAUGUUUGACUUCAAAAUUUUAGCAGUCAAAGAAUAUAAAGAUACAAUACAAUACAGUGCAAUACAAGAACUUAAUUUAUCCCUUAAGGGAAAGAUUUUCCUGGAAUCUCAGAUAAACUGCAGAUAAACCAAGUUGUGAUUUGACCUGCCCAGUGGUGGUAAGGCAGUGGCUCUGUAAGCUUCUUUGAAGUUGGCAUACAGCAGGUCCAAGGUUUAGUUUUUUUCUGGUAGGACAGUUAAACUGUGUAAAGUCAGUCAGGUGAGAGGGGGACAUGGUUGAAGUCUCCUGAUAUUAUUACUAGUGCCUCAGGAUGUUGAGUCUGUAUCCUAGCAACAGUAUCAUGGAGAACAUCACACGGAACUUCAGCUGUUGCCUUGGGUGGGAUGUAUAAAAGUAUUGUGUGAUGUGUGUCUGCUUUGACAUAUUGAAUAUCAAAAUUAAAUCUUGAGAAAGUAUGACCAAAAAUUGAUCACUGAGAAAUAACGCAUCAAAGAAUGCCAAAGUUAUCCUCAUGAAACGUUAUGUUAAUGUUUUAUUAGGUUAUUGACCUUUUACCUUUGAAUGGAACUGAUCAGAAAUUACUCAGAUCUAACAGACUAGUCCUCAUGAAGUCAACUGGGUAUAAUUCUGCAAGUCAGAUAUUGAAAAUUCUUUCAGUUUUGGUGCUUUGUGGUGCUUGCACAACCAUCAGGACAUUUAUGCUUUGCAAACAAAGACAUCUGAUUACCCUUGAGGACACAUUUCAGUGAAAUACACAUUCAUGUUUUAGAAGAGAGAAAUUCAGAUGGCAGGAGAUACAGAUAAAUUGCUCUUUUACCAAAGUGAUAUUUGGAGACAUGACAUUGGUCUCUCCUUAUUUGACUUGUGAGUAAUGUCUCUUCACUCCUCUUUUUGUCAUCUCCAGGUGUCCAGUUCCUGGUUGUGACAGUCUGGGACACAUCAGUGGGAAAUACGCCACCCACCGCAGUGCCUAUGGGUGUCCACUUGCAGCUCGCCGGCAGAAGGAAGGUCUCCUGAAUGGUACUCCUUUCUCCUGGAAGGCCUUCAAAACCGAGGGCCCAACCUGCCCGACACCAGGCUGUGACGGCUCAGGACAUGCAAAUGGAAGCUUCCUCACACACCGCAGGUAUCCUGUCUCACUGCGAAUCCAAAGAGAUUUACACACUAGAAUGGCCAGGAACAAAAUGAUCCUGUGGGCCUCUAUGAACCUUGAUCCUGAUCUGCUGCUAUUCUCAGUCUCUCAGGUUGUCCAAGAGCUUCAGCGAACAAGAAGAGAGCCAAGUUACCCGGAGACGAGUAUAUCACUGCAAAGUUCAGGGCCAGUGAUGGUAAGAGACAGUUUAAAAACCCUCUACACAUACAUUCUGGCUAAAUCAGCUUCUUUCUGUUGACUGCAGUAAUGACUGUAAAUACAUUUUAUUAAUGUUGUGCCGCUACUAUCACUCAGUUCUGGACAAUGACGAGGAUAUCAAGCAGCUCAACAAGGAGAUCAAUGAGCUGAGCGAGUCUAACAACGAGAUGGAGGCUGACAUGAUGAACCUGCACACUCAGGUAUUGCUCAUAAGGCUGCAGGUUUGAUCAGAGGAAACAACAACAAAGUGUAGAGAUGAAUAACUGUAACAUGUUCUGUUUCAGAUCUCUUCAAUGGAGAAGAACCUGAAGAACAUGGAGGAGGAGAACAAACAGAUCGAGGAGAAAAAUGAGGCCUUGUUUCUCGAGCUGUCCGGUCUGAGUCAGGCACUGAUCCGCAGCCUGACCAACAUCCGCCUGCCAACAAUGGUGAGGAUAAACGAAGGGCUUUAACUGGGAUGAUUGCCCCAGGGCUGCUUCCCUCCCACAAUCGAAACUUUGAGCUCUCUGAGGUGCUAAAAAAGCAGGUAGAAAAUAAUCAUUUUGCCAGGUCCUAUUUGUGACCAAAUCAGAAAUCAAGAUUUGGUCAAAUCAGAAAUUUGAUUUGACCAAAUCAAAUCAAGUUUGACUAAAAGUUUUUGAGAACACAGAAUUGUGACUGAACCCGUGCAAUACUUGAGUUCAGGACAAAUACCCUUAACCAGGAAUAUAGUGCAUAACAUAUCCUAUUGUAUGUAUCAUAUCAUAUUCCAUCUGACUCCAAAGCUUUAUUUGCUUAUAAACUCUGUCUAAAAAACAGCUUUUAUACUGUUAAUGCAGUGAGCAAUAGGUUGGAUUUCAAGCUUGGGGGCACAGAGGUUUCUUUAAGUUUUUGAGUCAUCCCACAAUUUCCAGUCUUUGGUAUGAACUGGGACACAUUUCUUUAAUUCAUUGGCAAGGACUGUAAUUUUGGGUUAUGUUUUUAUUCAGCAGGAGCCGCUGUCUGAGCAGAACUUCGACAGCUACAUAGAGACCCUGACCCACAUGUUUACCAAUAAAGACUGCUACCAGAACCCCGAGAACCGGGCCUUGCUGGAGUCCAUCAACCAGGCAGUGAAGGGCAUUGAAGUGUGAUGGACAGGAGGAGGAGGAGGAGAAGGAGAAGGGGGGGGGCUUCACAGUUACAACUCCAAUCUUUUCUUUCCAAACCCUUUAGAUACUGUAUGUAAUUAAUUCUCCUCAUUUGGAUCUUAAUCAUCUGUUCUUUGCAUUUGUUUGCAUGUUGCUUUUUUGAUGGUAUGUGUGACGAGUCGAGGGCGUGGGUGUAUAGCGUGCGGUGGCACACUGGAAUCAAACCGUUACUGUGAGUGAGCGAGGGUGUAAACAGAACAAAAUCAGGAGUGCAGUAUACAGCCUUAGCUGAGCAGAUCCUCUUAGUUAGUGAACAUGUCCCAUCUCCACUCAAUAAUGUUGAUAGUAUUCUAUAUGAGCAUAGUGAUGUUGCACCUCCAGGACUAGUUUGUAGAUUCAUUCUUACUAUUGCUGUGUAACUAUUUAAGUCCUUUGCAAAUGUUGGUUUACUAUCUUAUUCAUUCAUGUCUGCUGUAUUUAUUUUUUAUUCUUUGGCCUAUUUAUUAUUCAUUAUCUAUUUAUUAACUUUUGUGUUAUUUAAAAUCGCUACCUGAGAAGAUUUUAAAACCAAGAGACAGGAAUCAUUUCCUCUGCAUUGUUGAACAAAGGGGAGAUAUUUUAAGAUAUCAACUAUGAAUUGUUUUAUAUAUCUUAUUAUUUAUUUAAAAUACUGGAAUCUUUUUAAGUGCAAAUAUUUUGUAACUGAAAGUUUUUUAAUAAUUUUCUAAAGAUUUUUGGUUGUUUAUUUGGUUCUUAUGUUUAUAUGAUUUUUCCUUUUUAUUUUCACAAACUAUUUUGAGUACAUUGCAAUACACUGGGAAUAAUGAGCUGCACAUAUUUGGUAUUUAUUUGGUGAUGAAGAACAAAGUGAUGGUGAAUAUUUAUUUUGUAUUGUCCAUGUGUUAAUGAUGGCUGUGUAUGGAUUAGUCUUUAAGUUGCUCUUGAAAUAAAGGUUAACCCGCAGUAAAUGUGGAUUGGACUGGCA